AUGGCUACGUUAGAAUCAGCUAUUGCUGGUGCGGUUUCCUCCGCUCUGGCUAAUGCCGUGGUGUACCCUCUUGACCUCUCCAAAACGUUGAUUCAGUCGCAGACCAGAAAGGAAACUGCUACAGAGUCACAGGGGAAGGGUCCUACAAUUGCUCACCCAGAGAAGAAGUACCGUAACGUCAUCGACUGCAUGGUGGAUAUCUUGAAACAGAAGGGGCCCAGGGGACUGUACCAGGGGUUGACCGCGUCUACCGUAGGCACUUUUGUCAUGAACUUCUGCUAUUUCUUCUGGUACACCCUUUUCAGGCAACGAUACAUCAAUAUGAAACUGAGGCAGAAUCUCGUGUCGCAUCGGAAACUGGCCUUGUCCACACUUGAGGAAUUGGCCAUUGGUGUAGUGGCAGCGGCCAUGUCCCAGGUGUUCACUAGCCCCAUCGCAGUGAUAGCUACGAGACAACAGACUAGCCAUGACCCGGAGCAGGCAAAGAUGAUCAAUGUAAUCAAACAGGUUUACAAAGAGAGUAACGGUGAUAUAACGGCGUUCUGGAAGGGCCUAAAAGUUGGUCUGAUGCUGACACUGAACCCAUCGAUCACGUACGCGUCGUACCAAAGACUCAAGAAAAUACUGUUCCACAGAGGAGAGACUUCUGGAAGCGAUACUUUGACUGUGUCGCAAAAUUUUACGCUAGGUGUCAUAUCUAAAAUGAUUUCCACUUUGGCGACACAGCCGUUGAUCGUCGCAAAGGCCUCGCUACAGAGAGCCGGGUCAAAAUUUAAGACUUUCCAAGAGGUAUUACUUCACUACUACAAGGAUGAGGGACUGCAUGGACUUUGGAAAGGUGUUAUACCGCAACUGGUGAAGGGUGUGCUUGUUCAAGGGUUGCUGUUUGCGUUCAGGGGUGAGUUGAUCAAACUUAUCAAUAAACUGCUAUUUUACAGCUCUCUGAUCUCAAAACGGAAGAUCAAAGCCGCGUAA
Molecule: messenger RNA, 975 nt
Organism: Huiozyma naganishii CBS 8797
Lineage: Eukaryota; Fungi; Ascomycota; Saccharomycetes; Saccharomycetales; Saccharomycetaceae
Gene: ANT1
Product: Ant1p
Exons: 1
Coding region: 1-975 (324 amino acids)
Biological process (GO): peroxisome organization; ADP transport; fatty acid beta-oxidation
Cellular component (GO): peroxisomal membrane
Molecular function (GO): ADP transmembrane transporter activity; ATP transmembrane transporter activity
Source: RefSeq, a predicted model, not a curated record